UCCCGGCCGCCCCGGCCAUGGCGGAGCUUCUGUGGCGGCUCUGCAAUCUCUUCAUGGCCGCCUUCUUCGGGCUGGCGGCCGCCGUGCAGGUCAACGACCCCGACGCGGGGCUGUGGACGGUUGUCUACUUAGUGCCAGCUGCCCUGACACUGCUUGUCAGCAUCAACCCUUCAAUAACAGACAAUGGUGUUUGGAGGAGCCUCUGUGACCUUCAUUCUGCUGGCUGUGUUGUUGGGACCGUUGCCUUGGCUUGCUCUUUGUUUGCUUACGCUCAAGGAAACAUUUUUCAUGAAGAGGAAGGCAGAGAGUUGUUUGGUCUGGUGAUUAUUACAAUAUGGAUGAGUCUUUGUCGCAGUUCAGCAAAGAGUCCUCUGAGAGGAGUUCGCUUGGUUGCUGCAGUUGUUGUUGCCCUCUUCCCCUUUGUUUCGUGGCUGUACAUUUAUGUCAACAAAGACAUGCGAGAGUCUUGGCCAACACACUGCAAAACCGUGAUUUAAUUGGGUGGGAGAAAGUCUACAGUAACUGUGCUGACUGUACUUGCCUUUGUUUUUGGUGCUUAACAAAAGGUGAGUGUCAGUUUGAUAGGACCCAAGAAUAUCUGGCUGCUUCCAGCAGUGCCAGUUGAGAUUGGGUAAAAUGUUGAGGAACACCCUCAAAUCUGAGUGGGGAAAUUAUCUAUGGCAACUGUUCACCUUGCUGGUUCUUACAUUUUCCAAGCACCAUUGAUCUAAUGUCUAUUCUGAUGGUAUAUUCAAGAUAUCAUUGCAUCCCUGGAUCACUCUCCCAUCACCUCACAGAUUGGGAAAUUACUGUUCUGUAACAUAAGGGACAAGUAAAACAAAUACUGUUUUAAUAAAUGACUAUUUACAGCCAUAGAACUUUCAAAAAUGUGCCUGGAUAAUCCAUUUCAGAUUUACUGGAAAACUGAGCAGUCUGUAUUUCUGUCCCGUGCUAAAAUAAUUUGUAGAAUAUAUCUGAAAAAAUUAUUUUUGCUAUUAUCUUGAAGUGAAAGCCACUGUUUUAUUGAAUA
Messenger RNA from Hirundo rustica (Barn swallow), 1030 nucleotides. It is a transcript of the gene TMEM220, whose product is annotated as transmembrane protein 220. Lineage: Eukaryota; Metazoa; Chordata; Aves; Passeriformes; Hirundinidae. The record is from RefSeq and is a predicted model, not a curated record. The transcript is spliced from 6 exons. The coding region runs from base 18 to 497 and encodes 159 amino acids.